Oryzias melastigma (Indian medaka) is the source of this 7554-nucleotide messenger RNA. Its product is annotated as neuronal PAS domain-containing protein 3. The coding region runs from base 961 to 4077 and encodes 1038 amino acids. Lineage: Eukaryota; Metazoa; Chordata; Actinopteri; Beloniformes; Adrianichthyidae. The record is from RefSeq and is a predicted model, not a curated record. Gene Ontology annotation, molecular function: DNA-binding transcription factor activity, RNA polymerase II-specific; RNA polymerase II transcription regulatory region sequence-specific DNA binding; protein dimerization activity. The transcript has 12 exons. Gene Ontology annotation, biological process: regulation of transcription by RNA polymerase II.
CCGAUCCGGAGAGUUUGGAGCGGGAGAGAAAGUGGGAGGGGGCGGAGUCCGGGGGGGUGGGGGCUCCUUCGUGAGUCUGAUCACACAAGCAGCUCUACGAGCGCGCGGAGCAGAGCGUCUGCAGCCGCGCGCGAGGCGGCGCACGGAUGAAGACUGUGGCACAAACUGCUCCGCUUGCAGGACGCACGAGGCGACCCCCCCCAAGCUGACGAAGUUAAUGAAGUUUCCGUUUGGGGAGGAAAGUUUCCCCUAAACUAGACAGCUUUUAUUUUUUAAUUAUUUACUUUUUUACUUUUAUUCUUUGAACUUUCUUUUUGUUGGAGCGCAUCCGCGCGCUGCUGUGCGCGUGAGGUGAACCCAUUUCAGCCCCCAAAUCACUUCAGUGUCCAAUAAAAGUUCACUUUGCUGCUGCGUUUCUCCCGCACACUCCACCCCCGCGCGCGUGCAGCGCAGAGGACCAGGCGCGCACGCGCAUCCGCCGGCUGACAUACCGACACAGACUCGCGCGCUGCAGCUGAUGCUGCUGCUCCGCUGCAGGACGGAGGCGCAGCGCUGUCACUGCUGACUGACUGACCCCCCCCCAGGUCUCCACAAACACGCGCGCUGAUUUUCGUGGACAGCCGGGAACGGGAUGCGUGCGUCCGGCUGAAGGAGCGCAGUUGGAGUUGGAGCACCGGAGGAGGAGGAGGAGGCAGGUCCUCCAUCCACUGCACGAGGAGCAGAGAGGGGGAGCAGCCAUGGUCCGGACAUGGGGGGUCAUCUCUGAAGACUGAAGAGCGAGCACGUUUCCCGCGCGUCCUCUGUAACCCGCCGCGCCGCGGGACCAUGCUCGGGAUUUUCCUGACACUUCGAUCACAGGGUUAGUUCAGAAGAAACGCGCGUGCAGCUCGAUCCCGCUUCUGAAUCGAUAACUCCUCUGAUCCGCGCGCCGGCGGCUCUCUGCGGGCGCACCGCGGGACCAUGAUCAGGAUCUUUCCCGACUUCAGCGUGCAGGUGACGGCCUCGGCGGCCGGAGCGGCCGGGGUUGGAGGCGGCGGCGGCGGCGGCGCCGGCGGCGGGAUGGUGGCCGGCCCGCCGGUGGGGCGCGUGCCGGUUCCCGGAGCCACGAACGGGACCCCGCAGAGCCUGCAGGGGAUCGGCGCCUACCAGCAGAGUGACCCCUACUGGGAGCGGCCGUCUAAUGCAGGCAGCUGCUCCAGCGCCCGGCCCAAGACCCUUCACCUGGCGGGCCAGCAGCACACUUCGUCUCCAUGGCUUCAGGCUCUGAGGAAGGAGAAGUCUCGGGAUGCGGCGAGGUCACGGCGGGGAAAAGAGAACUUUGAAUUUUAUGAGUUAGCCAAGAUGCUGCCGCUGCCGGGCGCCAUCACGAGCCAGCUGGACAAGGCCUCCAUCAUCCGGCUCACCAUCAGCUACCUGAAGAUGAGGGACUUCGCCAACCAAGGAGACCCGCCCUGGAACCUGCGCAUCGAGGGCCCCCCGCCCAACACCUCAGUCAAAGCUAUCGGUUCUCAGAGGAGGAGGAGUCCCAGCGCCGUUGCCUCAGAGAUCUUCGAACCUCACCUGGGUAGCCACAUUCUGCAGUCUCUGGACGGCUUCGUAUUUGCACUAAAUAAGGAGGGGCGCUUCCUCUACAUCUCUGAGACGGUCUCCAUCUACCUGGGCCUGUCACAGGUGGAGCUGACUGGGAGCAGUGUUUUCGACUACAUCCACCCGGGAGACCACGUGGAGAUGGCGGAACAGCUUGGGAUGAAGCUUCCUCCAGGACGAGGAAUGAGUCUGUCCCAAGCAGCCAUCAACGAGGACGGGGCCUCCUCUGCCUCUUCUUCAUCGCACUCGGAAACACCUGAACCAGUGGAGUCCAGCAGUCCCAGCCUUCUGGCUCCAGAUAACUCCUUGGAAAGAUCCUUUUUCAUCCGAAUGAAGUCCACUCUCACAAAGAGAGGCGUGCACAUCAAAUCCUCAGGAUAUAAGGUGAUCCACAUCACGGGCCGUCUGCGGAUCCGGAUGGCUCUGACGCACAGCCGCUCGGUGCCCAAUCAGAUCAUGGGGAUGGUGGUGGUGGCUCACGCUCUGCCGCCGCCCACCAUCAACGAGGUCCGCAUCGACUGUCAGAUGUUUGUGACCAGAGUCAACAUGGACCUGAAGAUUGUCUACUGUGAAAACAGGAUCAGUGACUACAUGGACCUGACUCCGGUGGACAUUGUGGGGAAGAGAUGUUACCAGUUCAUUCAUGCUGAGGAUGUGGAGGGGAUCCGGCAGUGUCACCUGGACUUGCUGAACAAAGGUCAGUGUGUGACCAAAUAUUACCGGUGGAUCCAGAAGAACGGUGGUUACAUCUGGAUCCAGUCCAGUGCCACCAUCGCCGUUAAUACCAAGAACUCCAGCGAGAAGAACAUCAUCUGGGUCAACUAUGUUCUCAGUAAUCCAGAAUACAAAGACACGCCGAUUGACAUCACCCAGCUGCCGAAUCUGCCAGAAAAGACUUCCGAGUCAUCCGAGACCUCAGAAUCCGAGUCCGAGUCCAAAGAAAACUCAGACGGUGAAAACACAAAGCCUGAGGAGAAGUCGAUGCAGCAUCCUGAGGGAGACGCCGAGCCCGAGAUGGACACCAAGCGGCAGCAUCCGUCCUCCUCCCAGCAGGACAUGAAGCGGCACGAGGAGGACAGCUCCAGCAACCCCGAGAGCCAGGAGAGCGACGACAGCCUGGAGGCGUCCGACGGGGAGCAGGAGCACGACACAGCAAUAAGAGCGGGAGGGGGGGCCGGACCCGGGCUGGAGAGGUUAGCCAGACUGGGGAGCCUGGAAGGACUCGGCGCCAUGGGUGGACUCGACAACUUAGGCGGGCUUCCGAUCAAAGUGGAGCAUUACGGAGAAGGAGAAGAAGCACAACUGCACAACUCCCUCACCUCCUCAUCGGAGGAGGAGGAGGACGAAGACGAGGGGGGGGAGGUGCAAGACUGCAACGACGCCGGAGUCCAGAACUGUCGAAAGAGGAGGAAAGUACAAAAGUGGGACGGAUCCAGAAGCAGAAGGCUCCGGCUGUCGGCGCCCCCCAGCCCCGUCGCGGCAGGGGAGACCCCAUCGCAGGUCGACUCCUCGGGGGCCGCCUCCGUCACCCCCCCUCACCUCCUGACCUCCGGAGGCUCCCCCAAGAGCGCAGCGGCGUCCGUCCUGAAGAUCAAGACGGAGAUGGUGGAGCCCAUCAACUUCGACAACGACAGCAGCAUCUGGAACUACCCCCCCAACCGCGAGAUCUCCAGGAACGAGGCCCCGUACAGCAUGACCUCCAAACCAGCCCCGGGGGGUCACGAGAGCUUCCCUCCAUCGCAGGCCGGCGCUCUGCAGGUGGUCAUUCCCGAGUCUGUGCUCACGCCCCCGGGAGCUGAGGGAGCAGGGGGCAGGAAGCCGCCCUACAACGGAAGCUCGGCUCCUUCCUCCUCCUCCAGCGCCACCAGUUUGGCUCCUCCCUCAAACACGUCCUCCGCCGACCCCCUGUCCCCCCCUCUGUCUGCAUCCCCGAGGGACAAACUACAAGCCACUCCCACCACCACCUCCUCCUCGUCCUCCUCCUCGUCCUCCUCCAGCUCUUCGUCCUCACUGGUGUAUUCUGGUGACCUUGAAGCGCUGCAGCGUUUGCAGGCCGGUAACAUGGUCCUCCCACUGGUUCACCGGGUCUCAGGGACUCUGGACUCCACGAGCACCGCGGCUCCACGUGUCUACACCACCGGCACCAUCAGGUAUGCCCCCGCGGACGUCACGCUGGCCAUGGCACAGAGCAACCUGCUCCCCAACGCCGCCAUGAACUUUGUGGACGGCCCGGGAUUCGGCCUGGAUCCCAAGACGCCGAUGGAGAUGCUGUACCAUCACGUCCACAGGCUCAACAUGUCUGCCGCCGCCGCCACCGGCCCGUUCGUGGGCUCCCCGGCGCCCACGGGUAACGGCUCUCUGGGGGGCCAGGUGCCGACGACAGCCAACGUCUUCACCACGGCGGAGGGCCUUUUCUCCACGCUGCCAUUCCCGGUCUACAGCAACGGGAUCCACGCAACACAAACCGCCCUGGAGAGGAAGGAGGACUAACCCAAAACGCCCCAGACCGCACUACUGUGUUCCAGAAUCAACUGUCCUUUGUAAAGUUCCAGAAAAAUGUCGACACGGUGCAGCACUGUGGAGAGCAGGGACCGCCCGGGUCCACAGAGGUACUCUAGCACUUUGAAUUUGAGCGUGUUUGAUAGACGGGACGAACUCGACGCCUUUUCUAACUAUUUUCUUGAUCAUCCUUCACUCUUCCAGUCCUUUACUUUCACUUCUGCAGAUGAACCUUUUCUCUCAAAGAGACGAACAAAAACAGACUUUAUUCUUUCAUAGAGUCCAUAAUGGAGCCUAAACGGGAUCAUUUUUACUGUCUCUGUUGCAUCUCUAUGAAACUGCAGAUUGUAUGUAUUUAACGGAGAGGAAGUGGGGGGGGCAGGGAAAAAUAUAAGCUACUCCUCCUCAGGAGUCUUGAUGCAAUCGAGGCUUGGAGAGCACGUUUGUAGCAGGAGCUUUUAUUUCCACAAAGGUCUCAGAGGCUAGCAUUUAAAAACGGGCUUUGGGGAAUGUAUUAACGGGACAGAAAACCAGAUUUUGUUUCUUCCUCUUUUCUAAAUAAUGUCGGUCGUCGAAGCUCCAAGCUGGGCGACCUGCGAACUGUUGAAUGUUGAGUUUCCUCCUCCUCCUCACCUGAGGGCUUUCCUUCCAGGUCUGACCCGAGCAUCAUCUCUGUUUCUGAACCUUUAAUCUCUGAGCCAACCUUCUGUCUGACCCGUGGUGCUAGUGACCGUCCGGUGACCCGCCAUCAGCUGGCUGAAGCGGGCGCUGCGCACUGACCCCCCGACGGGCCGACGGAACGCUCUCUUUGUGGGAGGAGAAGCUAUUUUACCUUUCCUGUUUUGUUGGUCUGUAGGAAUAUUAGAGCCUCUGAUUUUGGAGAUGACCUUAAAGUCUCUCCAUAUUUCACUUUAAAAGUCUGAUUUUAAUCCACUAUAAAUGGAGAAAAUCGCUCGUUUUCCUUCUUUUUCUUCCAGUUUACUAAGUUGCGCUCCGACUUUUCACGAGGCAGCACUAACUUGAAUGUUGAAAACCUCGACCGGCUCCUGUUUUUGUUUUUGCGUCCUCUUCCCGGUUUUCCUCUUCUUCCUCUUCAACCAGACUAACCUCUGCAAAAAUCUUUUCUCGACGAUCCGCUCUCUUCCAUCUCAUCGCCAGACCCUGUGAUAAAAACCAACACAUAUCAACGAAGAGAUUGUAAUAAAGACACGCAUUUUCAAUCAACCUAUCAAACAAUCAAUCAAUGACUUCAAGGAAAAACUAUUUCUUAACUUUGUUUGUUUUCUGGGGGGAAAAAGUCCCAGUUUCUGUGGUUGUCCUUCUGUUGUUUUGGUCUUUUUACUUUUCCUGCCUCUGUUGCUAACCAAAAAGGAAAAAAAAGAAAAAAUGCUAAUCUCACACAUUUGGUGUUUUAAAAACACUGUGAUUCUCACUCAAUUGUAAUUUUUUUCUUUGAUAUUUUGGUAAAAAGAUGAAUAAUUAAUGGUAUUAAGCUACUGCAGCCAUUCAUUUUAAAGCCCUAUCUUUCCCAUCAUGCCUUUCUUCUUGUGUGAUUAAGUCGUAAAAAGUGUUACCGAUGUGUUUAGUGUCAAAAAGUCUUUCAUGGCGACUUCUCUGUGUGUGUUUACUAUAUGCAGUAUAUACUGAGCUACUGUAGCCGUUUUUGUCCCUUGUCUUCUCUGUGCUCUAUCUCUCGUGUGGGGGCGGAGAGGGAAGGGGUGGGGCUUUGAGGAUGAUUGGCAUCCCAAAAAAAAAAAAAAAAAGAAAAAUGGCCACCCUGUCUGGUCUCCCUCUCUCUGCCGUCUUCGUGAAACCAGUGGAGGUCGUGGAGUUUCGUGUUUGGUGGCCUUCUGCAAGAACAGAACAAAAGCAGCAAAGUCCACCUCUUCUUUGGCUCUGCUUCCUCUGUUGUCAUUGUAAACCGCCUCUUUGGUUUGGUCACUGUUGCUUUUGCUGUCGUGUGGUCUUACUGACAACUCUUAUCUCGCCGUCUUCUUUCUCAGAGAUGAAAAAAAUGACUAGCUCAAAGGUUUACGGAGCCAUGUUUCUGCCUCUGAGGAAUUCUGGGACUCAAAAGCCUCCAGGGAAGGAAUAUAUAGAGAAAUGAAUUAUUGUAAAUGUAGUCUGGGAAUCCCAGAGUUCCUUGGGGUUUCUCCUGUGCAUUGGGUGUAUUUCAGUGGUUUCCACCAAAACUUGUGAACUUUCAGUGCAAAUUUCUCUGAAACAAAAAAAAGAAAAGUUUUAAAAAAAUGUGUUCAAGGAAGAAAAAAAAGUGGUCUUUCUGGACACCUAAUUUAGAACAAUUUUAAUGAUUUCUAAAGAAACUUAAAGGAGAAAAAAUAUUUCUCAAUAUAAAUCUAUUUUUCUAGGUGUUUUGGAGAACUAAACUGCAUGUUUUGUCCGAUGUGUUUCAUCCCUCCUUUGUUUUUGGUCACUCUUUAUUUAUGCAGUAAUCUCGUUUGUUUGUUUGUUUGUUUGUUUUGUUACAGUCUGAAUCCAGGGGGGGUGCAAACGGGGGCCUUUUGGAGUAAUAAUGUUUUUAGUGUGAAAGCAGCCUCUGACCCCCCCACAUCAGGAAGAAACAGUUCGUUGCGUCUGUAUCUGUGCUUUAUGUCAAGAAUCGAUGUGUUGUUUUGAGAUUUUUAAUGAAAAGAAUAAAGGGGGGGUGGAGGGGGGGGUCGAAUGUUAAAUCCCGCUUUUCUGGAGCAUUUUUGCGUUUUCUACCUGCUCUAAAGCGAGGUCAGGGCACAAACUCAGAGCAGGGGGGUUAACGAAGGCAAACGGGGCAAAGGCAAAACCAGGAAAUACACCCACAUGUAAGUGAAGCCAAACAGCCUCUUCCAGCUGUUCCUGUGUCUUUUUGUUUGGUUUUUUCUUGUCAGAAAUGACAUUUUGCUGGUGGUUUUGAAACCACAGCUGCUGUGAAACGCAUACUGUUGACCUGCAAAUAUGGAAAAUCACUUCAUUUAACUGUGAAGAAACUGUGUCUGUGUUUUUAACAACUUCUUGUACAAUUAAACAGAUUCUUUUAUGAGGAACUUGGUGCCCAGUAGCUGAAAUACAGCAGAGAGGGAAUCUCUUGUUGUCAAUGUUAACAGUGUUAUAUAAUUCUAAAUCCAAACAAAUUAAAACAUUAAAAAAGAAAAAACACACGAUGGUACAUUUCUAUUUUUGGGGGGUUUCUUGAUUUCUGCCGGGGAACAACUGUGGAAAAUACCUAAAACCCACUAAUGUGUAACUUUCAGUGCCUGACUUCUCUUCUCUUUUCUUUUUUUAAUAAUCUUUUCUAAGAGCAACUUUUCUGUUAUCACAACUAACACUGCAGGUCCAAAGGUGUUCACACGUCAUCUUCUUCCUGGGUUCUCAUCCAUUCAGAGGAGCAUUUCACACACAUGCUUGGUUUUCUGUAACCCACUUUUGACCAUCCUGUAGGUGCCAUAUUCAUAAUAAAAAGAUCUCUCAAAUGUG